CUUGAGCGGUAAUUUCUUAAAUUGUUGGCGCAAUUUAAGCGCGAAACCGAAAAACUAGAAAUACAUCUUUUUAAAGUUAAAGAUAAAAGUGAGAAUUUCGCGUGAAGAAGCGUCAAAAACAUGCCAAAUCUAUCUCAAAGGAGAGCCAAAACAUCAAGUCAACCCGAGGAAGAAGGUAGAGGAAGAAAAAGGCGACACAACAAUGAAGAUACUCAGGAAAGCACGCAAUCCUCUCAAGCAAGCAAUGAACUUAGUAAAGCAGAAAUGGAGAAGAAGGUGACAGAUUUUGUGAGAUAUAUGAUUUUUAUGGAUUCAAAAAAGACUCCAGUACGUCGUGCAGAGCUAAAUAAAAAUGUCAUGAAAGAACACACAAAAUACUUCAAGGCCGUGUUUGAUGGAGCUAAAAAGAAAUUGAGAAAGUUAUUUGGCUACAAGCUUAUUGAGGCUGAAUUGAACAAACUGAAAGUUUACAUGCUUGUUAACGAGAUGCAAGAAGAAGCGUCUCAAGUUGUCCGUAACAGACCUGAUGAUUUACCUAAACUUGGCUUAUUGAUGGUAAUAUUGGCGACAAUAUUCAUGAAAGACAAUGUCAUUACUGACGGAGUGCUUUGGGAUACGUUGAAGAAACUUGGAAUCAACCAAAAGAACGUUCAUGAAACGUUUGGUGACGCGGAGAAACUUAUAUUUGAAUUUGUCAGACAAACGUAUUUGGAUCGUAAGAAGAUCGUCACGGGUGAUACUGUGAUAUACGAGUACAGAUGGGGUGUUCGAGCACAACACGAGAUCACAAAAAGAGAAGUUCUUCAGUUUGUUUCUCAGAUAUACGGCAACGAAGUUGAUGCAUGGACUGCAAAACUAAAGGAGGUCGUUGAACAGGAAGAGGACGCUGCUUCAGAAAGUGAUUAGCCUGCGACUAGGUGGAGUUGAAGAAUCUCCACAAAUUAUGUUUGACUAUGACAAUCGAACUUUGCAUGUCUUUUAAUAUUCUCCGAAUUACAUGUUGCGCCUUUGCAAGAAAAGCACUGUUACUUGCAAAAGGGUGAUUUUAUAAACGAUUUACGUUCGUGAGAUUGAUUGUAACCGGAAGGCAGGAUUUUUCGACAUAAUUUGUGGACAAUUGUCUAGAAUUGAUAGAAAAUGUACUUGCAGUGUAAGCUCUUAUGUAGCUCUUCAUUUCGACCCAUCUCAGUUGUUAUCGAAGAUGAAUCAAAAUAAUUCCUACGAGCACAAGAAAAUUUUUAGAAUUUUGUUCGUUUAUUGUAUAACAACCAAGACUUUGUCUUCAUGCAACAUCACCAUGACAUUUGUGAUCGACAGUUGUAGAUUUACUGUAGAGAAACCACUUGUGUUAUCAUUUGAAUUUUGAAAGCAGAAAGAAUGCUUUCAAGACCUAAA
Molecule: messenger RNA, 1395 nt
Organism: Xenia sp. Carnegie-2017
Lineage: Eukaryota; Metazoa; Cnidaria; Anthozoa; Malacalcyonacea; Xeniidae
Product: non-structural maintenance of chromosomes element 3 homolog
Exons: 9
Coding region: 121-906 (261 amino acids)
Cellular component (GO): nucleus
Source: RefSeq, a predicted model, not a curated record